Haliotis rubra (blacklip abalone) is the source of this 1415-nucleotide messenger RNA. Its product is annotated as snRNA-activating protein complex subunit 1-like. Lineage: Eukaryota; Metazoa; Mollusca; Gastropoda; Lepetellida; Haliotidae. Gene Ontology annotation, cellular component: snRNA-activating protein complex. The record is from RefSeq and is a predicted model, not a curated record. Gene Ontology annotation, biological process: snRNA transcription by RNA polymerase III; snRNA transcription by RNA polymerase II. Gene Ontology annotation, molecular function: sequence-specific DNA binding. Bases 66 to 1415 code for a protein of 449 amino acids. The transcript is spliced from 10 exons.
CCAAAGACGUUUUUGAAAAGAGUUGACAGAGUGUGCUUCGCGUUUAUGAAGUCUUAAGAAUCAAAAUGAAUUUCAGAGAUGCAUACAAUCCAACAAGAGGGGUGAAAGCAGACUUCAACAAACUCCUUGAGACUUUUUCUACUCGAAAGACAGUUCGUUAUGAACAUUUUGCUGAUCUUUGGAGAUCAAUGAAGUUCUCGUACCUAUAUGCCGGGCGCAAAAAUGACAGAGAAUGUCGAGAGUUCUAUGAAGAGGUAAACCAUAUUGCCCUGAGUUUUCACCUGCUACCAUAUGACUUCCAAGUGAGAACCGGCGGACUGUACAUUCUGUACGGCCUCUACUUCACGCAGCCUUGUGUUCCUAAAAUACCGAUACGUGUGACAAAUCAAGUCUGGAAUGAGAUUAUGGAUUUCCAGAAGUGUGCACACUCCCAGAAGCAUUACGAUGUGGAAUAUGUGUUUCAGAAACUCUUUAGGGAGCAUGCCUUUCUAUUUGUUGCAACACCAAAAGAGGUGUACAUCAAAUCGAAAGACAAAACCCAGGCGGACAAAGGAGGCGACGCUGACAGCCUGACGAGAGACAGUUUGAGAAUGGAGGAUUCUGUGUCCACUGUGUUUACACCUGAUAUUCUACAGCAACUGCGAGCCAUCCAUAUGCAGUACCAGCAGAUCAAGUUAGGGAUCGCAGGACCGAACGCCCUUCGACCCGACCGAUCCCUGGAUGUUGUUGAAGAUGAAAUCAUGCACAGUAUUGAUAACCGUCUGGUGCAACACAAUCAAAGACUUGAGAAGAUCCGAAGUGCACAGCGAGGAAGACAAUGGAAACUAAGACAAGAGGAACUUGACUCAGAUGAAGGGGAAUCCUCGGAUAUUGACAAUCCAGAUUGUAUACCAGUUCCCAAGUCUGGUCAGGCGAGGGUCAAGGCUCAGGCGUACGCCCAGCAGGCACAACAAUCUAAGGCUAGGCGCCACAGAACCGUCAUCACGCUGGACGCCUCAGAAUCUUCCCCUGAGAAGCCCAUCAGGAAGGGGCAGGGGAAAAACAAAAGCGAUAAAGGUGAUGAGGAUGUGGAUGUAUUUGAAGCACAACUGACGUCUCCCACUGAGGAGUCCAGCGACCAGCUUCUGUCUCCAGUGGAAUACCUCAGUAUGCCGACACUAGACAUGGAGGUCAUACACACAUCAGGGCCAACAACCGAGAGUGAUCUUACUCAAAUCAAAGAUGGACUGUCAAAAUCUAGUCCUUCAGAAAAAGGUCCAUCAACAUCCAAAACGAGCUCAAAGACAAGCACUGGUUCUUUGGAAGCAGAAACAGAUUCUUCAAUAUCAGGAACCACUACUUCAAAAACUUUCCAAGAAGCCACUCAAGAAGGCCAAGAAAACUCCAACAAAAAGUGCCUUUUCAGAAUCACAUGA